CCAAUGGUUAAAGAGAGCCGAGAAAUUAUUUCAGUUUCUCUAGGAAGGUCCCAGGGUGCAGUGCUCUUUUCUCUCUUUAGCAGGCGCCAUGAAAUCGAUAUAUCUAUCAGUGUUCCUGUAUGCCCUAUGCAAUGCACAAGGUAGAAGUACAACUAACCCCACGAACAGCUCGAAGGAAUCUGAGAUUUCAAUGCCCGCGUCGAGUUCAACGCCUGCGGAGUCAUCGACAACUGAAGAGACAAUUGAGAUGUCUACUACUGAAGAACCUGAAACUACAACCAACUUUGAUGAAGAACUUGAAAGGCGGGAAAAAUCUCUUCUAAACACCUUCCCAUUUAACAGGGAAGUUUCUGCCGCCAGCUCUGGUCGAGCCUCAGUUCAGUCUGCAGUUCUUAAUUUGAACCCUCUACAGAGGACAGCAUCAGUCCCUAAACUUAGAAUAGGACUGAUUGCUCCUCUAAGUAAACAAGGAUACCAGGAACCUAUUGCUCAGGAAGAGACAAAUGAAAACAGUGUGUUUGGAAGUGUUGUAACAAGUAAACCUGAUGCCGAUGGAAAACGUUGUGUUGACAAGGUUGAGAUGGUUACUGAGACAGUUUACGAUGAGGUUAUCAGUUGUGACCAUUCGUACGACAGACGUUGUCACACCUCCUAUACUACCUCCUACGAAGCCCAACAAGAAGAGGAGUGCGAGGAGAACUAUAUUAAGAGAUGUUAUAUUGCUUAUGAACCCAUUGCCUACAAUGAAACCAUUCAGAUUUGCCGAACUCCUCUUGUAAAAGACUGUGCUAUCCAAGGAGAAUCUGUAUGUAGAACUGUUUAUGAAUCUGAAUGCUGGACUAAACAGCAGGAACAUGCGGUGACAGAUGAUGUAGUAGACUGUGUAACUGUAGAGGAUGAAAAAUGUGAAGAUGAAACUGUAGGAUACACCACUCAGACCAAAUGUGAAAAAUGGCCAAGACAAGAGUGCUCUGUAAAGAAAGAAGAGGUUAAAAAGUACACCCCUGUGACUGGGUGUACAAAGGAACCAACUGAGCUCUGUGCCCCUGCAGGAUGUGGAUUCAAGGAGGGUGCCCCACUGUGCCAAGAUAAGAUAAAAACUAUUGUUCAAGAGAAACCAACUGAGGAGUGUGAUAUUGAGCCCGUAAGAACAUGUAAGCAUGUGACCAAGCUGGUUCCCAAACUAGAGCCAAGAGAGGAGUGUGUUGAUGUUCCCAAGGAAAUAUGCACAAGGUCUCAGACUAACCCCACAAAGGUUGCUAAGCCAGUAAUCAAGAAGUGGUGUUAUGUACCAAGCAAGGAGUCUGGUCUUGCCUAAUGUACUACAGUGUACUGCACUGUAAUGAACUGUGCUACACUAUACUGUAAAAACAGCUCAAAAUCAAAUGGUUUUGUCAUAAAUUACCAUAACAAAUUGUAAGUUACCAGUUGAAAUCAUUUUUAAUUUUUAACCUAAAAGUUAAAUGUUUAUACAAAUUGCUCAUAAUUACACAGCAAAAAUAUGCAUUAUUGCCUGAAGUUGCAGGGCAUUAAAUACUCAAUAAUACUUACAUAAUGUUUGCAAAAUAAAACAACAUGUCUUCCAGUUAUAAUAUUUUGUAAAUUUAGACUUUUAGUAAGAAAUAAAUAGUAUAAUAUUUUA
Messenger RNA from Eurytemora carolleeae, 1642 nucleotides. RefSeq lists its product as uncharacterized. The transcript is spliced from 13 exons. Lineage: Eukaryota; Metazoa; Arthropoda; Copepoda; Calanoida; Temoridae. Bases 89 to 1318 code for a protein of 409 amino acids. The record is from RefSeq and is a predicted model, not a curated record.